ACAGUUUUUGACAGUCAUUACGCAGUACUGCUUGAAAAUUUUAUAUCGUUUAGUAAUACGCGAGCCAAUGCGAUGGGAAAUUUAUUUUCAUCUAAACCUAAACCAAAGCCGAGUCGAGUAACUCCGCAGGACAGGGCAAUUCUCGAGUUAAAGAAGCAACGAGAUACGUUAAGAACGUAUCAAAGAAAAAUAGAAAAUGAUCAAGAAGUACUAAAACGACUGGCAAAGCAAUGUCUUAAAGAUGGCAACAAAAAUAAAGCAAAAUUGUUGCUAAGAAAGAAGAAACGACAAGAAACACUGAUGACACAAACAGAACAGCAAAUUGAUAACUUAGAAGUGAUGGCAAACGACAUCGAGUUUGCCCAACUGGAAUCAAAUGUCUUUGAGGGUCUCAAAGUUGGAAAUGAGUCUUUAAAAGCAAUGCAUAAACUCAUGUCGUAUGAGGAUGUGGAGAAGAUCAUGGAAGAGACACAAGAAGGGAUUGAAUACCAACGAGAACUUGACGAGCUUCUUGCUGGAUCUGUUACACAAGAAGAUGAGGAAUCGAUCCUCGCUGAGUUGGAUGACUUGGUAGGAGAUAAAGAGAAGAUUCAGAAUCUUCCGGAUGCCCCAACUGAUGAGCUGGAACAGAAAACUGAAGCUAGGAAGGAAAAGAAACAAGAGAGGACAUUGCUUGAAGCUUCUUAAUUGGAGUUGUAAUAAUAUACAUAUCUUAAUUCUGUUUUUGUGUUUACUCUAUGUGAUACAGUGUCAUUGAAGUACUUUUGUAUAAACAUAUUUAAGCAACUAUCAGUACCCUGGUUGUUGGCAGAGUUAAAGUAAUAUAUUGAAUAUCAUGUUUUUAAUGUGCUAUACUGUUGUAUAACAAAGUUUAAUCAUGCCUUUAUUGUUUUCAAAG
This is a messenger RNA of Ciona intestinalis (vase tunicate), 898 nucleotides long. RefSeq names its product charged multivesicular body protein 6-B-like. Gene Ontology annotation, biological process: late endosome to vacuole transport via multivesicular body sorting pathway; vesicle budding from membrane. Gene Ontology annotation, cellular component: ESCRT III complex; multivesicular body. The record is from RefSeq and is a predicted model, not a curated record. NCBI's taxonomy places the organism in Eukaryota, Metazoa, Chordata, Ascidiacea, Phlebobranchia, Cionidae.